Molecule: messenger RNA, 630 nt
Organism: Penicillium hordei
Lineage: Eukaryota; Fungi; Ascomycota; Eurotiomycetes; Eurotiales; Aspergillaceae
Exons: 1
Coding region: 1-630 (209 amino acids)
Source: RefSeq, a predicted model, not a curated record
AUGAACUGCUCAUUUAGUAAACAAACAAGGUGUAGCUUCCCGGGCCCUCAUCCUCCGAACUGGAUCAUCCAGUGGCUUCGUGCGAACGAGGUCGAUCUCGCCUUGCCGGCUGGUAGUGUUGCUCGAGUUGCAGGACCUAUCUCUGUGCUUGCUCAUGCUGGCGUUCCUUUUUCGGUCGAUGAAGGAUCAGUUCCCUGUUCUACUUCGACUCGAUCCAAGCAGCAUAGUCCUGAAUACUCUACCAAAUGGUACAAAACCCCUUUGGAUGACAGAUCGCUAGCAAAAGACAUCAAUGGCAUAAUUGUCGCUUGUAAGAAUCUACGUGAGAUUCGUGUUCGUGUGGCGUAUGAUAUCAAGAAGCUGUCUAAGUUUACUGGAGACGGUGGGUCGUCGGAGGAGACCCUGGAAGAUGACCAGCCCAACCCUUUUUACGAUUCUGAUUCUGAGCAUGGUGAUGAUGAUACUGGUUCGGCGGAUGCCAGAUCGGAGAAUGAUGGAUUGGAGGUUAAUUCUGUCAAUUUUGCUCUCGGUGUUGGCUCUGUCGAUCUGAAUUCGGAUGUUAUUGAUUCUGAUAAUGUUGAUGGUGGCGAUGUUGAUUCAGAUGUGGACACAAGUCAUAUUGACAAGUAA